AUGGAUGGACGAUAUAACCCUCAGCGUGCAGGACUUUACAAUUACAAUUACAAUUACGACGAUCGUUACUACCAUUCAGAAGACGAAGAAGAAUUCGCAGACCCCUACAACACUAGCAAUCACCAUUUCGACCCGCGGAGCUCGAGGCCGGAAGCAUACCAUCCCGAAGAAGUCGAAAGAGAGCAGGGAAAAGAGAAGGAGAAGAAAGAGACCAUGUCUUCCUGGCUAGGCCGCGUAUCGACCUCCUCCCAAGCCCAAUUCGCAGCCACGGCCCUCGUGAGUGGCGCCGUGGUCGCGGGCGCCAUAUUCGGGUACCAGGCUGUCAGGCGCCAGGAGAGGGUGAAGGAUUUGAAGAGUGGGAUUCCGGAUACGGGGGGUGAUAAGGUGGGUUUUGUUUUGUUUUUAUUCUGUGGUUGGAGAGGGUGCUUCCUGGCCUGUGGGAGAGGUGGAAAGGAAGAGGGCAAGAGGGGAGGAGGAGAUUUUGGGGCGGCGAAACCGAGUUCUGGAUUGAGUAAAGAGGAUGAGAGGAGUGCGGCGCUUGCUGCGAGGGCGCAGAGGGGGGAUUAUGAUGAUGAACUCAUCCUCGAACAAUUAGCACGGAAUCGGGUCUUCCUUACAGACGCCGGAUUACAGAAGCUACGCUCUGCGUUCAUAAUAGUUGUUGGCUGUGGAGGCGUGGGAUCACAUUGUACAGCAGCUCUGGCCCGUUCAGGAGUCUCAUACAUUCGCCUCAUCGACUUCGACCAAGUUACACUCUCCUCCCUCAACCGACACGCAGUAGCAACUCUAGCGGACGUCGGAACACCGAAAGUAUCCUGCUUAAAGAAAAGGUUACAGCAAAUCACACCGUGGGUACAUUUCGAUCUCAAAAACGAGCUCUUCAGCCCAGCAGCCGCCGAUACUCUGCUUGCUCCCUGGGACAGCCGGAAACCAGAUUUCAUAGUUGACGCCAUAGAUAACAUUGACAGUAAAGUCGCCCUGCUAGAAUACUGCCAUAAGGCUAAUCUCCCCGUCAUCUCUUCUAUGGGCGCGGGCUGCAAAUCAGACCCAACACGCAUCUUCAUCGGCGACAUCUCCGCCAGCACUGAAGACCCUCUCUCCCGCUCAACUCGCAGGCGUCUUCGGGCUUUGGGAAUCUCCUCCGGAAUUCCAGUCGUCUACUCCACCGAGAAACCAGGACCAGGAAAAGCCCAACUACUCCCACUACCCGAAGAAGAGUUUGCCAAAGGCUCGGUAGGAGAUCUUGGCGUCUUACCCGAUUUCCGAGUCAGGAUCUUACCUGUUCUCGGCACCAUGCCAGCCGUGUUCGGAUACGCCGUCGCGAACCAUGUUAUUUUGCAGAUCACGGGGUAUCCGAAUGAGUAUGUGCCUGCGAAGGGGCGGGAGAAGAUGUAUGAUGGGAUUCUUGCGCAGUUACAGGGCUCGGAGGAGAAAUUAGCUAGGGCUACGACGGAGGGUGAGGAUGCGCAGGGAUUAAAGUUGGGGGUUAGUGCGAGUGAUGUGGGGUAUGUGGUUGAGGAGGUAUUUAGAGGGAAGAGUGUAGUUAGUCGGGUGAGCACGAGGUUGGCGUUGGUGAGGUGGCGGAAACCCGAGGGGAGUACUAUUGAGCUUGGGGUGGAGGGGCAGAAGAGUAGUAAGGUGAGGCUGAGUGAUUUGGUGUGUAUGACUAAGGAGGAGGCGGUGGUGCAUGAGAGGGAAGUGUUGAAGGGGAGUAAGACGCCGGAGGAGUUGUAUGAUAGGGAGAUUGUGGAGUACACGGAAGCGAGGAUAGAGGAGGAGAUUGGGUAUGAGAAAUAUAGAUGA
Molecule: messenger RNA, 1803 nt
Organism: Hyaloscypha bicolor E
Lineage: Eukaryota; Fungi; Ascomycota; Leotiomycetes; Helotiales; Hyaloscyphaceae
Product: ubiquitin-protein ligase-like protein molybdopterin-converting factor
Exons: 3
Coding region: 1-1803 (600 amino acids)
Biological process (GO): cyclic threonylcarbamoyladenosine biosynthetic process
Cellular component (GO): mitochondrial outer membrane
Molecular function (GO): ubiquitin-like modifier activating enzyme activity; tRNA threonylcarbamoyladenosine dehydratase activity
Source: RefSeq, a predicted model, not a curated record